GUAGCAGCAGGAUCGCGAGUGUACGCGAUUUUUGAGGAAGCACAAAAGAAGUUUUUCUAUUUCACGAUCGCACGCUUUUUCACACGGUUUCGUAGGUCACGCGAUACACAGAAAUCGAAGAGGUUUAAAAAGAAAGGGAAAAAAAUAUCAAAGUGGAGACGAGGAAGGUGUCCACCACGUUUUUAUAAUAUCCUGACGACACUUCCUACCCUGGCUACUGCAUUUUCAAGAAAGCUUCCUCGUCGUUCCUGACUGUUAUGCGGUGGUGAACAUUGACUGGUGAGAGAUAGAGAGAAUCUUGAAGAGAGAGAAAAAAAAAGAAAAAUUGUGUAAAGAAAAAGAGACGAAAUUGUAAGUAGCAAGUAGUAACACUGACGCUCACCAGGCAAGCGUAUAAGAAUAGGAUGUCGGGGCAUAGAGGCGUUGGAGGGGCAGGGAGUCAUCAAGGAGGCCCCCCAGGCCUCAAACAAAUAGAUUUGGAUCAAAUUUGGGGGGAUCUUCGUGAGGGUAUAGAACAAGUAUAUAAUAGACAAUGUAUGUCGAAACCAAGAUAUAUAGAACUUUAUACACAUGUAUAUAAUUAUUGUACGAGUGUUCAUCAACAACAUACUAGAAUGUCUACUAAAAGUAAAAAGGGCCAAAUGUCACAAGGAGGUGCACAGUUAGUGGGCCUGGAAUUAUAUAAACGUUUGCGUGACUUUCUUAGGAAUUAUCUCAUUAGUUUGCUCAAGCAUGGGAUUGACUUAAUGGAUGAAGAUGUAUUACAAUUCUAUACAAGACAAUGGGAAGAAUAUCAAUUCAGUAGUAAGGUGUUAAAUGGAGUAUGUGCAUAUUUAAACCGUCAUUGGGUGCGUCGUGAAUGUGAAGAAGGACGUAAAGGAAUAUAUGAAAUAUAUCAACUGGCCUUGGUUACGUGGCGUGAUAAUUUAUUUAAACAUUUAAAUAGACAAGUUACCAAUGCGGUGCUGAAAUUAAUAGAAAGAGAACGUAAUGGAGAAACGAUAAACACACGUUUAGUCAGUGGUGUAAUUAAUUGUUACGUAGAAUUGGGCCUGAACGAGGAGGAUCCUGGUGCUAAGGGACAAAAUCUUAUUGUUUAUAAAGAAUCCUUUGAAAAUCUCUUCCUUGAGGAUACAGAACGAUUUUAUACUCGUGAAAGUUCAGAAUUCCUCAGACAAAACCCUGUUACAGAAUAUAUGAAAAAGGCAGAACAAAGGUUAUUGGAAGAACAAAAACGAGUUCAAGUUUAUUUACAUCAAACAACACAUGAACGAUUAGCAAAAACUUGUGAAAGAGUACUCAUUGAAAAACACUUGGAUAUAUUUCAUUCUGAAUUUCAAAAUCUUUUGGAUGCUGAUAAAAAUACAGAUUUAGGGCGAAUGUAUCAAUUAAUGGCAAGAAUACCAAAUGGACUUGGCGAACUACGAAACCUUUUAGAAAGUCAUAUAGCUAAUCAAGGGCUUGCUGCUAUAGAUAAGUGUGGAGAUUCAGCAGCUAAUGAUCCUAAAGUAUACGUCAACACCAUCUUGGAAGUUCAUAAAAAAUAUAAUGCUUUAGUAUUAGUUGCAUUUAACAAUGAUAGUGGCUUUGUAGCAGCAUUGGAUAAAGCAUGCGGUCGCUUUAUCAACAGUAAUUCUGUAACUAGAGCUGCAAAUAGUAGUAGUAAGUCACCUGAAUUGUUGGCAAAAUACUGUGAUUUAUUGCUUAAAAAGAGUAGUAAAAAUCCUGAGGAAGCAGAACUUGAAGAUACAUUAAAUCAAGUUAUGGUAGUAUUUAAAUAUAUUGAAGACAAGGAUGUAUUCCAAAAGUUCUAUAGUAAAAUGCUGGCAAAACGUUUAGUGCAGCAUAUGUCUGCCAGUGAUGACGCAGAGGCUUCUAUGAUCUCCAAGUUAAAACAAGCUUGUGGCUUUGAAUAUACUUCAAAAUUACAGCGCAUGUUCCAGGAUAUUGGAGUAUCCAAAGAUUUAAACGAACAAUUCAGACGACAUUUAACAAAUUCUGUAGAACCACUAGACAUUGAUUUCAGUAUACAGGUUUUGUCUUCUGGUUCAUGGCCAUUCCAACAGUCCUUUACUUUUUCUUUACCAACAGAGUUAGAGAGAUCUGUACAUAGGUUUACAACCUUUUAUAGUUCACAACACAGUGGAAGAAAGUUGAAUUGGUUAUACAAUAUGUCUAAAGGAGAAUUGCAUACAAAUUGUUUUAAAAAUAGGUAUACAUUACAAGCAUCAACUUUUCAAAUGGCUGUUUUACUGCAAUACAAUGGAUCAACCAUAUGGACAAUACAACAAUUACAUGAUGCUACUCAAAUAAAAAUGGAUUUUUUACUUCAGGUUGUACAAAUACUUUUAAAGGCUAAGCUAUUAACAGCAGUUAAUGAUGACGAAACAGAGUUAACACCUAUGUCAGUGGUAGAACUUUUCUCAGGCUAUAAAAAUAAAAAAUUAAGGGUAAAUAUUAAUAUACCAAUGAAAACGGAAUUAAAAGUCGAACAAGAAACAACACACAAACACAUAGAAGAAGAUAGAAAACUUUUAAUACAAGCAGCAAUUGUUAGAAUUAUGAAAAUGAGAAAAGUACUGAAACAUCAACAACUAGUGGCAGAAGUUUUAAAUCAAUUGAGUUCCAGGUUUAAACCAAGAGUACACGUUAUUAAAAAAUGUAUAGAUAUUUUAAUUGAAAAAGAAUAUCUGGAGCGCACAGAGGGUCAAAAGGACACAUAUAGCUAUCUGGCAUGAUCUGUCGAUCUAGGACAUCAAUAUAGCAACAACUAUGCACGCAAAAAAAAAGAUGACUUCACACUGUCAUUGCUACAAACGUGUCUCGAUAUUUAUUUAAGACUCUCACUAGUAUUUUCUCUGUACACAGUUCUUGUACCGUAAUGUCCCUCUGGUCGCAUUUAGAACCUGGUUUUUAUAAUAUGUUAAUAAAAUUAUUUCAUAUAGUCAAGUUGCUACGUGUGUUACUGUCUGUGCCGUUUCUCACACAUAAAUUAAAUUUUCUUUGUAUCAUGUUGUACUAUAAAAGAUUUGGAACAUGUAUGUCCCAUUUUUUAAAUUGUAUAUAAAAUGUUGCACAAUGGAAAAAUACAAAAACAUAUAAUUAA
Molecule: messenger RNA, 3106 nt
Organism: Vespa velutina
Lineage: Eukaryota; Metazoa; Arthropoda; Insecta; Hymenoptera; Vespidae
Gene: Cul1
Product: cullin-1
Exons: 14
Coding region: 405-2738 (777 amino acids)
Biological process (GO): protein ubiquitination; SCF-dependent proteasomal ubiquitin-dependent protein catabolic process
Cellular component (GO): SCF ubiquitin ligase complex
Molecular function (GO): ubiquitin protein ligase binding
Source: RefSeq, a predicted model, not a curated record